Molecule: messenger RNA, 4497 nt
Organism: Fusarium redolens
Lineage: Eukaryota; Fungi; Ascomycota; Sordariomycetes; Hypocreales; Nectriaceae
Exons: 3
Coding region: 1-4497 (1498 amino acids)
Molecular function (GO): protein binding
Source: RefSeq, a predicted model, not a curated record
AUGAUUGCAAAAAACGCGCAGGCAGAGCUGGAGCAGAAGCUGAAGAACGAUGACCGCGAUGUCGCGGACUUAUGGAAAGAAGCUCUCAAGAGCUACGAAAGUAUCGUUGGCUUCGGUCUCCAGCGAAAAUUCGACAACGUAAAUUCUAUGCUUGACUUUGGAACCGAUCAGAUGAACAACUUUCAUAAGUUCAGACAUGACAAGGGCAAAGUUGAUCGUCUGAGAACUCUCUUCUCGUCAAAUUUGGACUUGGUUGAGCAGGGCGCAAACCAGAUCAUCGCUGCUGCUGCACCGGCCUUCCCGCCAGCUGCAGCCAUCGGAACGGCCUUGACCUAUAUGCUCCAGGCUUGUCGGUCUGUCUCAGCAGAUUACGACAUCAUUAUUGUGUUCUUUGAGGAUAUGAACAGCUUCCUCACCAGAAUUACUAUCCUGGAGACAAGACUUCCAAAAUACAAGGCCUAUCAGAAUUGUUUGAUGGAGGUCUUCACUUCCCUUCUUACCAUGUGUGGUUUCGCGCACAAGUACAUCGAACUCGGGCGUUUCAAGAAAUGGAUCUCCAAUUUGUUCAAAGGCGAUGAUGGGGAGCUUGGCGGUGCACGUGCGGGUAUGAACAAGAAUCUCGAACAUCUUCAGCAGGCGACUGAGUUUGCAAUCUUGAGCAAUACCGAAGAAUCUCUCAAGAUGGCAUCUCAACUUGAUGAUAACCAGAGAUCACAUGCCGCAAUGCUCGAGCGUGUCGGACACACCAUCGAUACUAUUCAAGAGAACACCGAGAAUAUCAAGGGAGACAUUGCCAAGAUCUUGAAACUGUUCGGCGGGCAGAAGAAAGAAAGAUCUACAGAGAAACCCCAGGCGAAAAAGCCAGCCUCAGCCAACAGUAUCCGAAACGCGAUGCCUGUCGUCUUCAACGAUGGCCAUGAGUACCAGACACUGAAGGAGACUCUCCUGCCAGAUUCAUGUGGCUGGAUCUUCUCUGAGCCAGAAUGGGAAGAGUGGCUAAAGAUCCCAGAUGGAGAACGCCCUAUCCUUGCUCUCACAGCUGAGCCAGGUAGCGGCAAGAGUCAUUUGGCUGCUGCAGUACAUGACAAACUUACUCAGAGGGCCAGCGAAGAUGAAACUGGGAAUACUUGCGUCGCGCACUUUUAUUUCCGAGAACAGGAAGAUGCUUUUGCCUUCUUCCUAUGCGGUAUCAUCACAGUCGUCAACCAAAUCGCUGAGACCAACCAUACAGCUUGCGAAAAGCUAAACGCCCAAAUCGCCAGAGACGACAUUGAGAUAGAUACCAACUUGUGGCAGCACCUCGUAGAGCACCUCCUCGGGGCUGUUUUCGGGCCAGAUUCGAAGUUCAGUUUGUACAUUGUAUUCGAUGGUCUCGAUGAGCUUCGCGACCCGGAAGAUUUUCAGCUGUUUCUUUCGGACUUCUUCAACGAGAAGGGGCUGAAGAUAUCACUUGCUGUGACUUCUAGACCUGAGCAGCUGGAUGAUCUUCCCAAGAGCACGAAGCUAAUUAGGAUAGAGGCGGAUAAGAAGAAGCAGAGUCAAGAUAUGAGGUCGCUGAUCUGGAAUCGUAUCAACUCGCUCAAUAAUCUCAAGAGGUUCAGUCGCUACGUCCAGCAGAGAGUCGCUGACACGAUUGAAGAAGUUUCCCCAAACAUGCUUUAUGCAGAGCAUCUACUUGCUCGUCUUGACAACUUGGGUCGUGAAGGAGCCGUCCUCAGAGCUCUCGGCCAAGAAAUGCCCAAGAACCUGCACGAUAUCUAUAAGAUAUUACUCACAGAAUGCCAGCGCCGUAUGCCAGCCAAGCACCAAGAGGUUUCUGCGACUUUGCUCCACUGGGUUGCUUUUGCCAGGCGCCUCCUAACCCUGACCGAGGUCCAAUCGCUUCUCAAAUACCUCGCCCAAGAUGACAACUUUGACAUUGAAGAGAUUCGCGAGUUGUUCGACAAGUUCCUUAGAGUCGGUGGACCUGGCUACGACACAGAAGUCCUGGCACGGAUUGAGGCUAGUCAAGCUACUGCUGUGCAAGACUUGAAGCAGGACGAAGAGAACAAGCACGACAGCAUUUAUGACGAUGGACCACUUCCAGUCACGUUUAAAGAGAGGUCCAUGAGACACUACUUUACCAACAUUUCGACUGGCGCUUCUGAAUUUCGAUGGGGGCCUUCUGAAGCAAAUCGAAGGAUGCUCUUGACCAGUGCAGAGCUUCUGCGAUCUCAUCGAAACAAAGUGGACGAGAGUUUACUCAAAUACUCUGCCUUGUUUUUAAUCUCACAUUUCGUCGAGACUGAUGCAGAACAGCAUACUUCUGAUGAGCAGAUUGAAGUUCUCAAGGCUUUCUCAGAGACAAUGGCUAAUAAAACGGGUCUUGCUGAGAUGCUGAGCAAGUCUGGCGUUACGUAUGGAGGAUCCGGCGGUGGUACCUCUGUUACUAAUGAGAAAGUGUCUCAAUGGGCAAAGCUCGUUGAGAAACCAGAAAUCAGUGAAAAGCUUGAUGACUUUACAGUCGAAUGGUGGAAGCGAGUUGGUCCAGAUCCGCCAGCUUGUCGUCUUGACAUAGCCAAGGGCUUUCUCCAGCAGCUGUAUCAGGCACAAACCUCGAAAGAGGCAGUUGAAGCGUACCAAGAAGUUCAAGGUGUUCUCAAUGCAUCUGGCUCAGCGAAGCUACUUAUGGACCAAGCCGCAAUCAACUUUCCAAAGGAGUUCGAGGAUAGAAAUCGUGCCGCGAGCGACGAUGAGGCGUAUAAUGCAGCCACAGCUACUCUGGGUGUCCUGAACCUCUUUGGCGACGAUGUCAAGCCUGAUGCAGCAGCACAUCGAGCCGUUGCAGAAGUCCUCGAUCAGUAUAACUUCACCGGCCCAGCCGAGAAGACAUGCCGACAAGCUCUGGAACUCUGCAAGCCAACAGACCAUGAAUGGUACCGAGCGUCAAAUGUCCUAUCUCAGAUUCUGUUGAAGCAGAAGAAGAAGAAAGCAGCUUUCGAAGUUGCAAGUCGUGCAGUCAAUGAAUUGCCUAACAAUGAAGUUCCUCCACCUUUGAAGCGAAUCGUGUACACAGCAUAUGCCAGAGCUCAGCGCAAGCUUGGUCAACUGGACGAUGCUCUCGAGUCAUUCGCCAAAGCGAAAGCUAGUGAUCCCGAUGGAAUUACCCCUGGUGAAGAUCUGGUCGACGAGCUCCAAGUCGUUGAGAGAAAGUCAGACAAAAGUGCCUACAUCCAGAUGCUUAAACAAUGGAGCCUCCUUGAGAGAAUCACCUGGAUUGCAUCCGAUUACGCCGACAAGGGAGAAGAAAGGCAUGCAAUCUUUUGCGACAUUGCUUCGGAAACAGGUGAACAGGACUUCAUCGUCAAGUUCUACGAGGAAGCGAUUGACUUUCUUGAUAACCUUGAUGCCGCUAUGCCUGUGCGCCUCGAUCUUGCGACUAUUUACUUCGAAGUAUGCCGCCAACCUGAAAAGGCACUGGAAAUCCUGGACAAAAUCUUCGACAGCCGCGCUACAGGCUUCAGGUUCCCGAUCCUAGGUGGAACAGCAUUAUGGAUGAUGACACGCGCUGUGGACUGCAUGACGAACGUCCAACUAGAACUAUUUCGCAAAUCUCGCGAUCCCGUGUACAAAGCUGAGCGCCUUGCCUCACAGGCUAAUUUCAUGCAGCGCCCUUUAUCCCUGGAUGUUCCGCGAACUUCAGCAUUCUGGACCAGCUCUCAUCGAGUUGGACUGGCAUAUAUGUAUCUCGUCAUGGGACCUUUGGAGAAGUUCCAAGAAAAGGUUCAGUCUUUGUUGGAUGAUUGCUUCGCCGGAUUGAAUGACACAGUUGGAUGGAACGAUGCGCCCUAUCUUUGGAUGUUGGCGCAGACGUUGGCGCUGAUGAGUAAGGCUCUGAGGAACGAUGAGAAGUUACGACGAUAUGCUCGUAUCGUUGGGUCUGCUAUUCUCUCAAAGAUUGUUAACCCUGAUCAAGAUAAGGAGGCCAAGGGCGAGGAAGCGACGGAUAACGACAAGAAGACUGAGGAAAACACAAAGGAGAAAGAUGAGACAGAGGAAGCACAAGAACAGCCUGCGGCUGAGGAGGAAAAGGAAGAGGUAGACACAAGCGACGAAGAAGACGAAACCGGUCCCCCACCCACCGACGAAGGAGAUCUCCUCUCAGACGAAACCUACUACAGCUGCGGUGGUUUCUGCAACCCAGAGCGCAAGUUCAAAUGGUGGGGAAAUCGCUCUGCAUAUCUAUACGUGACCUUUGCAUCAGGUAUGAUAUGCGAAGAGUGUCAAGCAGAGUGCGAUGCCGUUCAGCGUGGCGAAAAGCCCUUCAAGGGACGAUACUUUUACGGUGUUGGUCAAGAUAAGCUCAAGCUUCCUGUCGAGGGCUGGCAUGGUGUUAAGAAUGGUGUUAUGAGGAUUGAAGGGGAGGAGGAUGUCAAGAUGGAUGAUUUUCUGAAGAGGCUGGAGACGGAGGUUUGUAAAGAUGCGUGGGAACGGAUCUGGGCUGGGGAUGCGUUUUAG